AUGUCUGUCAAAAGAUUCAAACCAUGGUUCUCUUGCUUGAUAGUUGAGAAUAUUACCAAUCAUACCAUGAAGCUGUUUCAAAUCACACCUGGAAACUGUUUCAGGAAAUCAUUGUCUGGCCAAUGUUACGACCUGAUAUUUUACUGGAUUACGAGGACCCUCCAAAAGGCAUAUUGCUGUUUGGUGGCCCCCCCUCCAGGAACUGGAAAAACAAUGAUUGGUAAAUGUAUCGCAAGUCAGAGUGGAUCCACUUUCUUUAGCAUCAGUGCAUCAUCUUUAACAUCUAAAUGGAUCGGUGAAGGUGAAAAAAUGGUUCGAGCUAUGUUUGCUGUAGCAAGAUGCCAUCAGCCAGCUGUGAUAUUUAUUGAUGAAAUUGAUUCGCUUCUUACCCAGCGAUCAGACACUGAACAUGAGAGCUCCCGUCGCAUCAAGACAGAAUUUCUUGUUCAAUUGGUUAGUAAGUUGAUAUAA
Molecule: messenger RNA, 471 nt
Organism: Macrobrachium nipponense
Lineage: Eukaryota; Metazoa; Arthropoda; Malacostraca; Decapoda; Palaemonidae
Product: fidgetin-like protein 1
Exons: 4
Coding region: 1-471 (156 amino acids)
Molecular function (GO): ATP binding; microtubule severing ATPase activity; ATP hydrolysis activity
Source: RefSeq, a predicted model, not a curated record